Symbiodinium sp. CCMP2592 is the source of this 1530-nucleotide messenger RNA. The record is from the annotation of a GenBank genome assembly. NCBI's taxonomy places the organism in Eukaryota, Dinophyceae, Suessiales, Symbiodiniaceae.
AUGUCAAUCUUAUCCCCUGGGUUUGAAAGUCUUGAACUCCCGACAGGAGCUGCGGACGUGGACAGCGCGUGCCGGAUCGAGCUAACUGCCGAGGAGGCAGCCUGUGGAGGAAGUGGCGGCAAGGAUGCUAAUUGCGCAUACCUGCUUCAGUCCCUUCCUGGUAUGCCAGCCGCCGAAGAUCGGCCGCUGUUGGAUUGCCAGCGCCUUCCAAGGGCAUGCUGGGUAUCAGUGCGAGCUGCCAAUGAGGAAGGAUGGGCAGAAUGGUCACGGCCGAGCCUGGCGUUUUUCCAGGACCAGGUAUUUGGAGAAGGUGGCAACUCUGUCGAAGAGGCGAAACCUGGGGCCCGGCUGCUGUCCUGGGGCGCCAGCGAGGAUGGACGCCUUGGCAGAGGUCUUGAAGCAAUCAGCCGGGGUGUCUGUGCUGAGCCGGAAGUGGUUCCUGGCUUUGAUGCCUGCCGCCUGACCAGCUUGGCAUCAGGAGCCCACUCGGCGGCUGUGAGCUGUGCGGAUCUUCUGUACGUCUGGGGCACCUUCCUCGCGGAAGAAAGCCCGGAGGAGUGCUCUGCGGCUGGAGAAGAGGAGGUUGACAUGCUUGCCGAGCCAAUGGCGCAACCAACCCCGUUUGCCGUUCAUGAUGUCCGGUGCGGACGUUUCGUGACGACAGUUCUUACAGCAGAAGGCUCUCUGUAUGCUUGGGGUGCAAACGAAGGACAUGGAUGUGGUGUGCCGACGGAUGCCCCUGUCGUCAAGGCCUUGACGCCGCUGAAGGUGCCGGGCAAAGUUCCGGUGGUCCAGGUUGCGCUCGGUGAGUUCCACGGACUUGCGCUGACCGCAGAAGGACGCCUGUUGGGUUGGGGCGAAGCGCAAGGGCCCGAAGUUGGCUUCGCAAGUAUGGCAUUGGAGGACCCAAAGAUCCGCAGUCAUCUACCAAGCAGCAUCAGCUUGAAGCAGCCACAGCCUCGCCUUCUCGACAUGCCGCUGGUGAAAGCCAUUGCAGCGGGCGGUUACCAUAGUGCAGCCAUCACGGAAGACGGGAUGCUGUGGACAUGGGGAAGCAACAGCUACGGCCAGCUUGGUCUUGGUUGCUCACAAAAGGAACUGCUUGAGGCGAAUUCGCCGCGACCUGUGCAUUUCUUUGGACACGAAGGCCGCGCGUCGAAGGCCGCGAAGGUAUCGCUGGGAGGAAUCCAUUCCGCCGUUGUCGACGAAGAGGGCGCUCUCUUCACCUUCGGCGACAAUCGAAGAGGUCAGUGCGGGCAAGGCUCACUGACCAUUCUUGACCAGCCCACUGCGCUUCCUUUGCCGGGGCGCUGUGCCGGAGUUGGCUGCGGAGGUUUCUUUACGUUCUUCGAGGUGGAGUCUCAGAGUGGACCCUCGCUGAUGGUCAGCGGCUGGGGCAAGGAGGGCUGUCUUGGCUUUGGCAUGCCCUGCAAGCGGCUGCUGCAGCCCCGGGAAGUGAAGCCACCACAAGGCACCCGUUGGCUUUGCGUGCGUGCUGGCGUCGCUCACGUGACCGCGCUGGUGCAGUGA